CCAUAUUCUCUUCAUCUCUCUCUCUCUUUCCAACUUCCACGAUCUGCAUCAACAUUCAUUCCCUCAAAACACAUUACUAAGACUUGUCUGAAUUUCCAUUGUUCAUAUGAUACUUGUAUAGUUGCGUUGCUUUGAGCUUCUUUGUGUUCUCCACUGAAUUCCUUCACUUCAGCUAUGGCAACUCAGCAACAAGAACAAGACUUUCCAAUGCACAGAGACCAAGUUGAUGGUAUCACUACCACUGCUACCGUAGCUCACACUGCAAUUCAUAAGGGUGUAGAAUCAAGUGAAAUAACUGAACUACCUAGUAGACAACAUGGAAGAAGGCAAAAUCUUAUGUUGGAGAUACCUGCAAGAAAUCUUGAUGAAGCAAGAGAGGAAUUCUUGAGAAUUAACAUGCCUUCUACAAGCCCUGCUUUCUCUAGUAUCAAUGAGUUACAACCAAAAAAUAAAUCAAAUAUUAAAGCCCUUAUUCCCAAACUUAGCUUUAAGUUAGGGAACACUGAAAAGGCUUCAAUUCUAGCACUUGAAGGUUCUUCCACAGAGGUGCCGAAAAAGCCUAUGAUUUUGAGGACAUUAUCUCUUACAAAGUUGAUCACACCUAGAGGGAAGAAGAUGUCAUCUUUACCCGUGACACCAAUUGGAGGAAACACAACCAAUAUGACAACAUAUGUGAGAAAAGGACAGCAAUCAUCGAUCCAUCGUUCGCGUUCAGUUCCUGCACUUAACAAAGAUGGGAACACAUCAGUAGGUGUGAUGCUGCGCAUAGUUCCUACUACGCCACGGUUAGCUGGUAGCGCUGCCACAACAUCUAUGAAAUCUUCACCCGACAUUACUGUUGAGAAUGAGGAUGGAGAGGACAUUCCUGAAGAAGAAGCUGUGUGUAGAAUAUGUUUGAUUGAACUUGGAGAAGGUUCUGAUACCCUUAAAAUGGAAUGCAGCUGCAAAGGUGAACUAGCAUUGGCGCACCAAGAAUGCGCGGUUAAAUGGUUCAGCAUCAAAGGUAACAGAACAUGUGAUGUGUGCAAGGAACAAGUUCAGAACCUACCUGUCACUCUUUUACGAAUUGCGAGUACUCAUUCACCAAACUUCUUGAUAAGUAGCCAAGGUCAGCAAUACAGGGUUUGGGAAACUGUUCCAAUUCUUGUGGUUAUCAACAUGAUGGCUUACUUCUGUUUUGUUGAGCAGCUUCUUGUUUCAAAUAUGGGGUCUGGUGCCAUUGCAAUAUCUCUCCCAUUUUCUUGUAUAUUAGGCCUUCUUGCAAGCAUGACAUCAACAACAAUGUCGAGGAGAAAACAUGUCUGGCUUUAUGCGAUUGCCCAAUUUGUUAUGGUGUUUCUUGCUGGUCGUCUUUUCUAUUCACUGCUUCAUGUGCAAGCAGUGCUAUCUAUGCUACUUGCUACAUUUACUGGGUUUGGAGCUGUAAUGUGUGUAGCCUCUGUCCUGUUUGAGUUUCUGAAAUGGAGGAGAAGAUGGUUUGCUCAGUUGAAUCAGCAUCAGCUUGGUUCCCAAGAGGUGGCUGUACCAACUCAUCAAUCAUCUGCAACAACCACUUAAGGCUGACAUAGCUUUACACUUGAAUAAUGCAUAUUUAUUAUUUCCUUCACGGCACGCUGUGGCAUCAUAAAACGCAUUUUGCUGUACAUAAAAUAUAAUGUAUAGACAAGUUUGAACACGUCACUAUUAUUCACCAGUGUGUCUUCAGUGCAAGCUUGAAGAAAUUGUCUUUA
Molecule: messenger RNA, 1730 nt
Organism: Arachis stenosperma
Lineage: Eukaryota; Viridiplantae; Streptophyta; Magnoliopsida; Fabales; Fabaceae
Exons: 8
Coding region: 175-1557 (460 amino acids)
Molecular function (GO): zinc ion binding
Source: RefSeq, a predicted model, not a curated record